Messenger RNA from Prorocentrum cordatum, 647 nucleotides. The record is from the annotation of a GenBank genome assembly. Lineage: Eukaryota; Dinophyceae; Prorocentrales; Prorocentraceae.
GGGCCGCCAGCAAUGCGAUACGGUGAUGAAAGGCUUGCGCGACAUUACCGUCGACGCAUCCAUCGAACAGCAAAAGGGCACAACCAUGUUAGGGCAGUAUGAAACCGACGCCAUAACGGCCCGCGUCGUUCAGCUGAAAAAAAAAAACGGCAAGAUGAUGCACGUGCGGGCUUGCAUGUGCAAGCGGGGCGACCACACGCAAACCAUCCUGUACAUGCUGCCCACAUUAUACUCGGUCCCUAGCGGGCCCAAGCGACCCGAGUCCAAGCCCGAGACGGAACCUCUUAGCUCGCGCCACACGGGCAGCGACCACUUCAUCUAGCACACGGAAGGAGCAAGAUGUUAUCGGCAUCCUGACAAAAAAGACCGGCGCGAAACACUCCAAGCGCCAGUGGGUUUCGGUGAAGGACUUGGUGCUUAAAUGUGGUGGCGUGCCAUGCUGUUACGGCAGUGCCCCGCUUCACGACGGCCUGUGGACCCGCAUAAACGGCCGCCGGUAACAUUAAAGCCCCAAGCCCGCGCCGCGGCGAAGUGCCGCGUGGUGAUUCAUGGGCACACGCCCGCACAUAUUGUACACCACUUGCUGGGAGAGCUCUGUAUCGGAACCAUGCGCGUCAUGGGGGAUAGAGGAGGAGGGGGACAACAUA